Molecule: messenger RNA, 3924 nt
Organism: Mesorhabditis spiculigera
Lineage: Eukaryota; Metazoa; Nematoda; Chromadorea; Rhabditida; Rhabditidae
Source: the annotation of a GenBank genome assembly
AUGACAACAGAUGUGUGGGCGCUGAAGGAACGCCAGGCGCUCACGUCAAAUAGGACGCCGAAGGUCGAAGAAAAGCCGGAAAGACCUCAAUCCUUGGAGAAGCUUGGCCCCGUCAAGGAGCCGCCACCGCUGACCCUUUUGCAAAGGAUCAAAAAGGCAAAAAUAGAACAACGCGUACCCUCAAUACUACAAGAGGACACUGUUGGCGAGCAGACUGAGCACGACCAGCCCGUCAGCCACAUCCGCCAAAUCCAUCACGAGGCCACAAAGUCGCCCUCAAUCCAGUCCACCGACACCUCGUCCUCCCACGAGAAGCCAAAGACCAAGAUCACCUCCAAAGUGCGCUCCGCCAUCCUGUCCACAGCCAAGAAACUGACCCGGGGUCGUAGCGGGAGCUCUGGGUCUGGGGGGAGUCGCAGGUCCACGCAGGAGAUCCACAUCAUUUCUCAGGCCGAUGCGCAUCCCGGUGAUCCGGAUAAUAUCGAAAAUCGGCUCCAAGAGACUUUGGUCCUUGACGUUCCACCUCCCGUAGAACUUCAUCGCAGUAGAGAACUAGAAGAAACGCAUUCAAGCAGUUCGACCGGAUUGAUUUUGCAAACCGAGGUCUCGGCCACCGUCCAUGUUCAUCGACAAAGCGAUCAGAUCCACCUUGAGCACCACCAGGGGGUGGAUCAUCUUCAAGGAGUCGAGCUGAGACGUGAGCAUGAUCAUUAUGAUCCUUAUAAGGAUUCUGAUGAGAUGUACGAGCAGUAUACGGCUCCGAAGGGUGUUCUUGGGACUGGACAGGGUGCGUCCGUAUCAUUUGGGAAAGACGAGAAGUUCGAGCAGUACAACGCUCAUAAGACCAUCGUUGGGGUUGGCGCUUCACCGACUUCAGGUGGGAUCGGGCAUGGUGCGUCCAUAACAGUUGGAAAGACCGAGGUCCUCGAGCACCACAGCGGGCAGAAGAACAUCAUUGGGAUUGGAGCUUCGCCGGCUACUGAGAGGAUUUUAGUUGGACAUGGUGCAUCUGUCACUCUGUCCGCAACACCUGAGAAACCCCACGUUUUCGAGCAGUACAGCCCUCCGACAAACAUUGUUGGGCUCGGAGCCUCACCUACCGGAACUUUGCCGAUAAUAGGCCAAGGCGCGACACGAACAGGUUCAAGCCCAAAGCCCUAUGACCGCUACACCCCAACAAGCUACUCCCCGUCCACAAAAUCGCCAACCUUUAAAGUGCCACCCAUCCCCACCGAGGCCACCGAGCCGUACAACCCCUAUGCGGAUGUUGUCCUAAAGAAGGGAGAUGAUCAAAAGUCGCCUCACUACAACGCCUACGGUGCUGACGCCGAGAUCGCUGCCGCUUCACAACGUCACCUCAUCUCCCCGGAACCACAACUCGACGAAUCCGGAUAUGCAAUUCCCGAAAGGGCAUUAUCACCGCCCCCUGAUGCCCCGCCCACAGAGAAGAAGUGGACCUGGAGGGGCACAACAACUUCGGCCAGUUCAAGGAGCAGAACCCCCACAGACUACGAGGUUGCUGAUUACAUGAUGGAGACGGCGAGGUUGGAUGAUGCUCGUAUCGAGUACAGAGCCGUCGAUGACACCCCCAGGAUCAGUGAGCGUGUCCUCAGCCCAGUCGAAAUGGAGCGCGUACUCAGCCCCGUGCUAAGCCGGGAGCACGAGCUGCAGACGAAACUCCACUAUGAUGACGACCUCUCCGAAAAGCUCAGAAAAUCACUGCAAGAGGCCGAGAGAUCGCUGGUCCAACCAAAGGAGAGGGCAGUCGAUGUACAACACCGCAAGUUUGAGGCAUCAUCAAGCGUUUCGUCCACGGAUUUUGUGCAGGAGGUGAUGUCGAGGAGGAGCUUCAACUUGGAUGGAGCACCACAUAGAGCUGUGCCGAGUACGGUGACUCCCCCCUCGACGCCGUUGACCGCGACCAUUACAUCGACGGUGAAUCCCUUGGCUGCGUACGCACGUCAGGAGAGUCAUCUGGAGACGCACGAUGAACAUGCUGAAUAUGAUGAAGUGACGGUGGAAAGGGUGCAGCAACAGAAGAUGGAGCCCAUCUACUCCGAAGUCGCCAAUACCCACAGCCCCGCCAAGCCGAAGCCCAUCUUCAAGCCAAAAACCGAACCCACCGAGCAGGGCAGAUCCCAGCUUCUCGAAGAGAUCCGCAAUCGGAAAUGGAAACCCGAACCGGUGGUCCUCACCAACUACACGGUACACACCGAACCAUCACGACCCACCAAGCCGGUACCCGCGCCACGCAAUCAUGAAUAUGACGAGGUGGCCAGGGAGGAGCCAGUGCGACAGGCGUCGCAUCGAGAGGUAUUCGGCCAUUCCCAACUCUCCGGAACCUACACCUCCACCGUCGAGACACACCUCGGCGAGGAGAACAUCUACGAGGAGAUUGAUCACUAUCAAAUCGUGCCCGCCCAACAGAACUCUGCGACCUCCCAGAAGACGUCGGCAGCGCCUCCCCCUCCCCCCACCUCGGCCCCACCUCCUCGUGAUAUGCACCGGGCUCGCGAGGAGUUUGCCCAGCGUCACGAUUCGAGUGCUGAGCGGAAGUUUAAGGGCAACAAGUACGAAGACGAACCAGCCCCCGAACCCACCGAAGAUGAACACCUUGACUGGGAGCUAAUCUACACGACGAACGCCAUCCGCCAGAUGAGCCGCAACAACAAGUGGAGGGAGAGCAUGCUCAACAAGGACAAAAUCCCGCCCGUCCCCAAGAAGACGAAGGAACUCCCCGCCGAUGUGCUGCCCAAGAAUUCGCCAUUUACAAGACCGGCGGAGAGCCCGAGCUCGGGGAGGAAGACGCCGACUUCGUGGACCAAGAAUGAGGGCUUCACGUUUUCGGUGCCGGGGAUACAGAGAAUCGCCGUGGAGGAUGAGAUGGAAGAGGAGAGGAGCAAGAGAGCAGCGCCAGAAGCCUGGGAGCAUGAGCGUGUCGGGGUCAAGCAGGUGCCAACGAAUAUUGCACGAGGUCAUCAAAUCACGGUGCCGCGAGUGGCCCAACCCAAGGAGGUGGUGGAACCCCAGCCGGUAGAUCGUCAACCCACUCACCAAGCCCCUGUUGCUCCUCGACGUGCCACUACGGAAGAAUCCUACCACUUCCAAGGUGUCAAGAAUUUGCGCCAGCAGUUCUCCGAGCUUGACCAGCUCCAUUCCAGCUCCCCAGAACCAACGCCAUGGCGUCGUACCCAGUCCGUUGGAAACGUGUACGAGGUGCCCAGGGCCAGGCUGGAGAAAACCGAUGAUGUGAGGACAAGACCUGGGCCUCUGAGUGAGGUUCCGAAGGGGAGACCCAGCUCGACCUCAUCGCUGUUGGAUAAGGCAACGCCAUCGACACCGAUUAAGCAACCAGCACGGACCCAUCAGGAUACUCCGAGGGUCGUCAGGAAGGAGGUCACCUCGCCGCUUCCUCGGAUUCAGAGUCCAAGGCCUCGGCCCGUUGAUUUGAGCCCGUUGACGGCUGAUGCUCAGCAGAGAUUCUACACCCUACGCUCACCAAGCCCACGAGCCCAAACGACACCAAGCCCACUCGCUAGGUCCGAGGCAGAGCUUCGAAUUGGUGACGGCGCACAACCAGACCAGCAUUUCCACUCCAAGCCCUCAGAAAGAGACGAGCACGAGGUUCGACACCAGGAGCACCACCCCGAAAAAGAAAAUCACUACGAGGAGAUCGAACACCGUGAAGUUGUCGGGAAGCCUGAAGUGCAGCACCAAAAACCGGUGGAGCAUCACUAUGAUGAGCCUGCCAAGGAAAAUGGCCAUCACCCGCAUGGGCCCGACUACUCACCCUCCAACACCCCAACGUCACACUACCAUACACCCGCCGGGGACCAGGUUCAUCUACAAAGAGCUGGUGCUACACUUGGCCGAGGCGCCAGCCCGAUCUACGACACCGUAUACGAAGGAACGAAGGGCAUCGGG